AAUUAAUUAUUUUUUCGUCAGAGUAAAAACAUCUAUAUAUUCUCUGGGAAAAAGUCUAAAGUUUUGUUCUAAUGCACCAAGACUUGACAAAGUGAGGAACACUUUUUUAAAAAGCAACUGAUAAGCAAUCACCAUAGUUUCAAAAUCAGGAAUAAUUCAACUAGUACUCUCAGGGAUUAUUUCAAAUUCCGCCUGGUGGAUUACCCAAAAAAGGACUUUUUCUCUCUUACGAAUUUAAAAGAACAGACUCGCUUCUUCGGAAAUCAUUUUGAUCUUAAUUUUACAAAAUGCCUUACGCUACCGACAAGCUUCCAUUCUCAUCCAGCUAUAAUUUGCAGACGAGAGUGGCGGCUAGCCAAAGACUGACGAACCGUUUUAAUUUAAAAACUCUGACCGUGACACUUUGUGACCUAAAAUAUGAAAGUAUAUGCAAUUAUUCCAAAAUCCUGGGGAAGCAAAUACUUGAUGAUGCCCCCAUAUCUCCCGCUUCGACGAUACCAUACGCUCAGGAUUCACCCAAAAUAAUGGAGUUGGAUGAGGGUACAUCUGACGUCCAGCUCCAGAGGGGGGAUCAGGAACCGUCACCUUGGCUGGUGUGCUCGCCCAAACAGUAUUGGAUGCGGCAAUUUUUCCUGGAAAAUCGUUCUCCAACGCUGUCUUGUGAGAGUACACCUACUACAUUGGCCCGGGGAAGCGCUGGCUCAAGAGCAAUUCAUAGAGUUCCAGUUGAAAUCUGGGCUCGUGAAUUGCAUAAAAAGCUCCGGCUAGCUAAUAAAAACAUCAAUGCUCCCGCUAAUAAAAAG
Messenger RNA from Owenia fusiformis, 803 nucleotides. The record is from the annotation of a GenBank genome assembly. NCBI's taxonomy places the organism in Eukaryota, Metazoa, Annelida, Polychaeta, Sabellida, Oweniidae.